AUGGUUGUAGCGAGACGACACGGACAGAGCCUGGGCGGCGAAGAGAGAGUGCAAACAUCGAUCACCCAAACAGGCCCCAGCCGGCAAACGCCGAACACUUCUUGCACAAUGACCACAGUUCAGAAGAUAAAGGAAAUCGAAGAUGAGAUGGCCAAAACCCAAAAGAACAAGGCCACAAGCUACCAUCUUGGUCAGCUCAAGGCUAAGCUCGCAAAGCUACGGCGCGAACUUAUCAGCCCCUCUACCGGCAGCGGGGGAGGAGGAGGAGGUAUUGGUUUCGAUGUCGCACGAACUGGCGUAGCAUCCGUUGGAUUUGUGGGCUUUCCCUCAGUUGGAAAGUCCACCCUCAUGUCCAAACUAACGGGCACACAUUCUGAAGUUUCGGCGAUCGACUUCACCACACUAACCACAGUACCCGGUACAGUCAAAGUUCACGGUGCACCUAUCCAAAUUCUGGAUCUUCCUGGUAUCAUCGAAGGUGCAAACGACGGCAGAGGUCGUGGUCGACAAGUUAUUGCCGUCGCCCGAACCUGCAACCUCAUCUUCAUCGUGCUUGAUGUUCUAAAACCCUUGGGAGAUAAGAAGAUUAUCGAAUCUGAAUUAGAGGGCUUCGGAAUACGUUUGAACAAACGACCACCUAAUAUCACCGUUCGGAGAAAGGAAAAGGGUGGAAUCGCCAUUACGAACACAGUCCCACUAACCAACAUCGACCAAGAUGAAAUCAAGGCCAUCUUGAGCGAAUACAAGAUUAGCAACGCCGACGUCGCCAUUCGAGAAGCAAACGCAACCGCUGAUGAUCUUGUCGAUGUGAUAGAAGGAAACCGCGUGUAUAUUCCAGCAAUCUACGUGCUGAACAAGAUAGACGCGAUUUCCAUCGAAGAACUGGAUCUUCUGUACAAGAUCCCUAUGUCGGUUCCAAUCUCAUCCAAAGAAUGGCUAAACAUCGAUGAGCUCAUUGAUAAAAUGUGGUCGACGCUUAAUCUUGUCCGCGUCUACACGAAACCGCGUGGUCUGGCUCCAGACUACAGUACGCCUGUCGUGCUUCGGAAUGGCAAGUGCACGGUAGAAGACUUUUGCAACGCUAUCCACAAGGAAAUUGCCAAACAGAUGAAAUAUGCGAUUGUUUGGGGUUCUAGUGCAAAGCAUGCGCGCGGACAGAAGGUCGGGCUGGAACACGUUUUGGAAGAUGAAGACGUCGUCCAUAUUUCCAAAAAGUAA
This is a messenger RNA of Cyclocybe aegerita, 1218 nucleotides long. NCBI's taxonomy places the organism in Eukaryota, Fungi, Basidiomycota, Agaricomycetes, Agaricales, Hemipholiotaceae. The record is from the annotation of a GenBank genome assembly.